ACCUAAUCGGGAAACCUCCGUAGCUGAGCUGAAAGAUGGCCUCUCUCGUGAUGAGCCCUGGCAAGCUGCUCCUCCUCCUCCUCGCUCUCCUCUUCUCCAUGCAGCUUUCCAAUGCUUUCGACUUCGAGGUCGGGGAUGAUGAGGGUUGGGCCAUCCCUCCUUCCAACAACACCGAACGCUACAACCACUGGGCAUCCAGGAACAGGUUUCAAGUUGGCGACACCAUCCAGUUCAAGUACAAGAAGGAUUCUGUGAUGGAAGUGAGCGAAGAGGACUACGAGCACUGUGCGUCGUUGCAUCCUCUCUUCUUUUCGAACAACGGGAAGACAGAGUUCAAGCUGGAUCACUCUGGGAUGUUCUACUUCAUCAGCGGGGUGGCAGGUCACUGCAAGAGAGGACAGAAGAUGAUCAUCAAGGUGUUGAGCCAUUCGGAUUCGGAGGGGCCAAGUGGAUCGCCAUCAAGCAGCAACCAGACGGGAAGCUCGACCCCUCCUGAAUCACCUGACUCGAGUAGUGCAGUUCAGGUUGCAGCAAGCGUUCUUGAAGCCGCUGUGUUAUUAAUUAGCUUGCUCUUCUUUUAGAUCCUGCCGUAGAGCAUGCAUGGCAGUGUUUCAGGUGUUCUGGUAGUAGUUUAGGGUUACUGCGUUAGUUGUUAUUCUGCUUCUGGUGAUUGGUUCUGGCUUGAAUUCACGGGAGGACAGUUAUGUGGCUUUUGCCUUCCUAUUAUGUUGAAGUGAAUGCCAAGGAUUUUAUUUCUCACUAGUAGUCUGGCUGCUUCUUUUUUU
This is a messenger RNA of Phoenix dactylifera (date palm), 785 nucleotides long. Its product is annotated as early nodulin-like protein 21. Gene Ontology annotation, cellular component: plasma membrane. Lineage: Eukaryota; Viridiplantae; Streptophyta; Magnoliopsida; Arecales; Arecaceae. Gene Ontology annotation, molecular function: electron transfer activity. The record is from RefSeq and is a predicted model, not a curated record.